AGCCGGCCGGGCCCGGCACCCAGGCGCCUCCCCCACCUGCCCAGCCCAGCCCCGGGGAGCCGGCCGGCCCGGGGUUCGCUCCCGGGGGAGGGGACUUUCGGGGGGUACCGGGCGGGGGGAGUCGCGAGCCAGAGGGGAGGGGGCGGCGGGUUUUCAUGUGCCCAGCAUGAGCUCCUACUUCGUCAACCCCCUGUUCUCCAAAUACAAAGGCGGCGAGUCCCUGGAACCGGCCUAUUACGACUGCCGGUUCCCUCAGAGCGUGGGCAGGAGCCAUGCGCUGGUGUAUGGGCCCGGCGGCUCCGCGCCCGGCUUCCAGCACGCCUCGCACCACGUCCAAGACUUCUUCCACCACGGCACCUCGGGCAUCUCCAACUCGGGCUACCAGCAGAACCCGUGCUCGCUGAGCUGCCACGGAGACGCCUCCAAAUUCUAUGGCUACGAGGCGCUCCCCAGACAGUCCCUUUAUGGGGCUCAGCAAGAGGCGAGCGUGGUGCAAUAUCCCGACUGUAAAUCCUCCGCCAACACUAACAGUAGCGAAGGACAAGGCCACUUAAAUCAAAACUCGUCUCCCAGCCUCAUGUUUCCAUGGAUGAGACCCCACGCUCCGGGGCGGCGCAGCGGAAGGCAAACUUACAGCCGGUAUCAGACCUUGGAACUAGAAAAGGAGUUUCUCUUUAAUCCUUAUUUGACACGAAAGCGCCGGAUUGAAGUCUCUCACGCCCUGGGACUGACUGAGAGACAAGUGAAGAUCUGGUUCCAGAACCGAAGGAUGAAGUGGAAAAAGGAGAACAACAAGGAUAAACUGCCCGGAGCCCGAGAGGAAGAGAAGGUGGAGGAGGAAGGAAACGAGGAAGAGGAGAAAGAAGAGGAGGAAAAGGAAGAAAACAAGGACUAAGCAAAAGAGAGAGACCCCCCCCCUCCCUUAGCAACUCCCUUGAAGUUUCGUUUUAUGGUAGCGGAUAAAUUGAGAAGUUUACGACUGUCAUUUGCUUUUAUAGAGAAUAGAAUGACACUCACAACUCUAACUACCUGUCAGAUACUUGCAGCUCUGGUUUUAUUACCUUUGGACUUCCCCCCCGAUCUUUAUUUGUUUGGGGGCCGGGGGGGGGAGACCGAGACACAGCGGAAAGUUGGGACUCUGUCUCAGUCCUUGCCCCAACACACACACUUGUCCCUACCCCCACCCUUUGGAGUCCUGCCUGGAUCUUAAGGUCUGAGACCUGGCCCCUUCGCCCCCCUCACCCCUUCUUGCCACACUCCCACCUCCCUGCUUCUCUGGUAUUUAUUUUAGAGGGGGAGCCCUCUCAAAAUGCGGAAGAAGACUUGUGGCUUUGUUUUUACGCGAGGACUAUGUGUUAGAUUUACUUCUUUUCAAAAGAAAGGAAAGAAAAGUGAAGGAAGGAAGGGAAAGAAAGGGAGAUGUUUAAAGAAAUUUUUUAAAUGAUAGCAAGGAAUAUCCCUUCUCCCUCUCUGGGGCUCCCCCACUUAGAAAGACCCCCUUGACUUUCUCAAGAAACCUGCUGGAAACCUGAAAGAGAUGCGGGUCUCUCCCCUGCCCCCCCUCCCCAUGGGGUAGAUAGGAGCCUGCAGUCGCCGCUAAAAUCCUACCUAGCCAUCCCAUGGUCACUCGGGCCCAUGCCUUCCUCCCCUUCGCUGUCUGAUUUCUGUUGUUGGGCCCAGCUUCCUCUGAGCUGCACUAGUAUUAGCGCUCAGAAAUCACCAUAAUCAUGAAAAUAAUAAGAAUGAUAAUAAUAAUACUGAUAAUAAAUCUUUAACAUACUACCUAAAGGGAACCUGCAAUAAUCUUGAAAAAAUAAAAAAGAAAUUUUUAAAAAUCCUAAUAUGCAAGAAAAAAAGAGAAAAAGAUUAAAAUUUAAAAAAAAAGAAAGAAACCUCCAACGUAUUUUAUCACUACCUAUAGAAAGAAAUCCUGCUUUGAGAGUAUUCGUAAUGCGGUUUUGUUGUCGUUUGUUGCUGCUUAUUUCACUAAGAAAAACCCAACAACUAAGACUGCCUAGCCCGCCGGUCCUGUGCGCUUUUAUUGUGCUUCUAACCCCAGUAGAGUAGAACUAAAUUGCACUGAAUGUAUAGUUAACUCUGUCUUGAAUUCUCUGUUUAUGCAAUGUGCUCGAAAGAAAAAAAAAACGUUAAAAUAUAUCUAUAAUAAUAAUUUUUGGUCAUUUGUCUUUAUGUCCAGCUAUGAAUGUAGAUUUUGUGUCCCGGCAGCCCUGUUCCUGGUCCAAGUACUUUGUAUUGUAUACGUGAGUCAUAAUAAAAAAAAAAAAAA
Molecule: messenger RNA, 2287 nt
Organism: Odobenus rosmarus divergens (Pacific walrus)
Lineage: Eukaryota; Metazoa; Chordata; Mammalia; Carnivora; Odobenidae
Gene: HOXC8
Product: homeobox C8
Exons: 2
Coding region: 167-895 (242 amino acids)
Biological process (GO): regulation of transcription by RNA polymerase II
Cellular component (GO): nucleus
Molecular function (GO): RNA polymerase II transcription regulatory region sequence-specific DNA binding; DNA-binding transcription factor activity, RNA polymerase II-specific
Source: RefSeq, a predicted model, not a curated record